UGGUGCGUCGAAGAAUUUCCAUGCUCUAUAUCAAAAUUUUCUUGUCUGCAUAUUCUAAUUAAACAAUCACUUAAUUAUUCAACUCCUCUCUCUCUCUCUCUCUCAUGUAUACAUAAAUGAAGAAGAUGUUGGGAUGGGAUUUUCAGAAAGCCUCUGUGCUGGUUGGUUUCUGGAAACCAGUGAAAAACAGGCCUAAGCUAGCGUCGAGUCUCCUACUUUUCUUCGUCUUCGUUUCUUUGAUAGUUUUUGCCGGCUGGAUUGACCUUGUAAGUCUUCUCUGAUCUUCUCUCACAGCUACACAUAUACUGCGUUUGCGUGUGGAAUUAAGUGUUUCUAUAGAUUUUUGUAUUGCGAUGCUCCACGAACAUUGGGCGAUUGCAUAUAUAAACUGCAAUGAAUAUGAAUUUUGUAAACGUUACUGUUUCUAAUGCAGAAUUCAUCGUGAAAUUUUGUCGAUAUACGUAUGUAUGUGAAUGUUUGAAAAUCUAGAGUGAAUACAACAACUUCUCCAUAUCAAGGAUGGCGUCGAAUUUUGGGUGAUAUUAGAGGAAUUUAUGUUUUUGAUAAGCUUGUAUUAGCUAGGUGAAAUUAACGAUUAAUGGCAUGAUGAAUUUUGGAAAAGGAAGAUUUGAGAAAUCCUUGUUAUAUUACUAGUAUUUUUCUUAAGCGAUAUUAAUUAUAUCAGCUGUUUGAGUUUUUUGCUUGUUCAGCUGUUUUAGAGAAAUUUUGUUGGUUCAAUUUCACUGUUAAAUUUUGAUUUAUAUAGUCUUCAACGAUUUAACUUUUUACGAAAUUAUAUUAUCAACUAAUUUUUGAGUUUUUUCGCAGCGAUUUAAGAGAGGAAGUAAUCGUAAUUAUUUUUUUUACCUAAAUAAUUUCUAAAAUAACAGAUUCGAAUUUUGUUGCAGGGUAGAUAUUCAAAAUAUUACUACUCCCAAAUUUGCAGCAAAAAACCCGCAAAAGCUCUCGAAUUCCCUCUCGACUGCAGCUCGUGGAACCAAACCAAAACAUGCCCGAAAAGCUACCCGAAGUCGCAGCCCUGCCCGAAGCCGUCGCCCGGAUUCUGCCCCGAAUACUUCCGAUGGAUCCACGAAGACUUGCGCCACUGGAGGGAAACGGGAAUCACGGAGGCCAUGGUGGAGAAGGCGCGGCGGACGGCGCAUUUCCGGCUGACGAUUUUGGGCGGGAAAAUGUACGUGGAGAAAUUCCGGCCGUCUAUUCAGACGCGCGAUUUGUUCACGAUGUGGGGAUUCGUGCAGCUGAUGAGAUUGUACCCAGGUCUAUUGCCGGAUUUGGAGCUGAUGUUCGACUGCGAUGAUCGCCCCGUCGUGCCGGCGGCGGAGAUCGGGCGGGAACCGCCGCCGCUGUUCCGCUAUUGCUCGGAUUCGCGGAGCUUGGACAUCGUGUUCCCUGAUUGGUCGUUUUGGGGCUGGGCAGAGACAAACAUAAGGCCAUGGAGAAGUAUGCUGAAGAACAUAAAAGAAGGGAAUAAGAAGACGAAAUGGGAGGACAGAGUGCCCUACGCCUACUGGAAGGGGAAUCCGAGUGUUUGCCCUUGGAGGGGUGACCUUAUGAAGUGCAAUGCCACUGAUCAAAAUGACUGGAACGCGCGCCUCUAUGUUCAAAACUGGGAAGCAGAGUCCAGAGAGGGAUUUCAGCACUCCAAUAUAGAAGACCAGUGCACACACAGGUAUAAGAUUUACAUAGAAGGAUGGGCGUGGUCUGUGAGUGAAAAGUACAUAUUAGCCUGCGACUCGCCUACCUUGCUAAUGACCCUGCGCUGGCAUGAUUUCUUCGUACGGGGCAUGAUCCCUCAACAACAUUACUGGCCAGUGAAAGAGAAUGACAAAUGCAGGUCACUGAAAUUUGCUGUUGAAUGGGGCAACAAUCACACUGCAAAGGCAAAGGCGAUUGGCGAAGGAGGGAGCCGGUUUAUCCACGAGGAUCUGAAGAUGGAGUAUGUGUAUGACUACAUAUUCCAUCUGCUAAAUGAGUACGCGAAGCUGUUCAAGUACAAGCCGAAGAUCCCUCCAAACGCAGUGGAAGUGUGCUCGGAGUCAUUGGCGUGCUCAGCAGAUGGGAACUGGAGAAAGUUCAUGGAAGAAUCCAUGGAGAAAUCAGCUAGUGAUGCAGCUCCAUGCACAAUGCCUCCACCUUAUGAGGAUCAUCAGUUGAAGGCUUUCGUCGAUGAACAGGCCAAGGCAACAAAACAAGUUGAAGCAUGGCAAGAAGAGUAUUGGGCCAACCACAAGAAGCUCUCUUCAAGAUGAGUGUUUCCAUAGCAUCAGUAUUUCUUAACCUAAUUUGAAGAUAAUACCCAUCAUGAUUGAGUCUCGAUGAGAGGAUUGCUUCUUCAUGUAAAAAUUAAUUAGAUUGCAGAUUCUUUUAUUCAACUCUCUAGUCUUGCUUUGUGAAAAUGUUUCUCUCGGAUCUAAUUAUUUGAGGUAUGAGUUUUGUCUACAAA
Messenger RNA from Salvia miltiorrhiza (redroot sage), 2464 nucleotides. RefSeq lists its product as uncharacterized. NCBI's taxonomy places the organism in Eukaryota, Viridiplantae, Streptophyta, Magnoliopsida, Lamiales, Lamiaceae. Bases 1134 to 2270 code for a protein of 378 amino acids. The record is from RefSeq and is a predicted model, not a curated record. The transcript has 6 exons.